Acomys russatus (golden spiny mouse) is the source of this 1449-nucleotide messenger RNA. It is a transcript of the gene Arpc1b, whose product is annotated as actin related protein 2/3 complex subunit 1B. Bases 64 to 1182 code for a protein of 372 amino acids. The transcript has 9 exons. Gene Ontology annotation, biological process: Arp2/3 complex-mediated actin nucleation. NCBI's taxonomy places the organism in Eukaryota, Metazoa, Chordata, Mammalia, Rodentia, Muridae. The record is from RefSeq and is a predicted model, not a curated record. Gene Ontology annotation, molecular function: actin filament binding. Gene Ontology annotation, cellular component: actin cytoskeleton; Arp2/3 protein complex.
GUCCCUGCCAGGACCAGUGCACAGCUGACCUGCAUCCUCCCAAGGUCCAGAAGACUCGUGACUAUGGCCUACCACAGCUUCCUGGUGGAGCCCAUCAGCUGCCAUGCCUGGAACAAGGACCGUACACAGAUCGCCAUCUGCCCCAACAACCAUGAGGUGCACAUCUAUGAGAAGAGUGGUGCCAAGUGGAGCAAGGUGCACGAGCUUAAAGAGCACAACGGGCAGGUGACAGGUAUCGACUGGGCCCCUGAGAGUAACCGCAUUGUGACCUGUGGCACAGACCGCAAUGCCUAUGUGUGGACGCUGAAGGGCCGCACGUGGAAGCCCACGCUGGUCAUCCUUCGGAUCAACCGAGCUGCCCGCUGCGUGCGCUGGGCCCCCAAUGAGAACAAGUUCGCCGUGGGCAGUGGCUCCCGUGUCAUCUCCAUCUGUUACUUUGAGCAGGAGAAUGACUGGUGGGUGUGCAAGCACAUCAAAAAGCCCAUCCGCUCCACUGUCCUCAGCCUAGACUGGCAUCCCAACAAUGUUCUCCUGGCUGCAGGCUCCUGUGAUUUCAAGUGUAGGAUCUUCUCUGCCUACAUUAAGGAGGUGGAGGAACGGCCAGCCCCUACACCGUGGGGCUCCAAGAUGCCCUUUGGGGAGCUGAUGUUUGAGUCCAGCAGCAGCUGUGGCUGGGUGCAUGGUGUCUGCUUCUCUGCCAGUGGGAGCAGGGUUGCUUGGGUCAGCCACGACAGCACUGUGUGCCUGGUAGAUGCUGACAAGAAGAUGGCCGUGGCAACUCUGGCCUCUGAAACCUUGCCACUCCUGGCCAUCACCUUCAUCACAGACAAUAGUCUAGUGGCAGCGGGCCACGACUGCUUCCCGGUGCUGUUUACCUAUGACAAUGCUGCAGGGACGUUGAGCUUUGGUGGCCGACUGGAUGUGCCCAAGCAGAGCUCCCAGCGUGGCCUGACAGCCCGCGAGCGCUUCCAGAACCUUGACAAGAAGGCCAGUUCUGAGGGCGGUGCGGCCACGGGUGCUGGCCUGGACUCACUGCACAAGAACAGCGUCAGCCAAAUAUCGGUGCUCAGCGGGGGCAAGGCCAAGUGCUUGCAGUUCUGCACUACCGGCAUGGAUGGUGGCAUGAGCAUCUGGGAUGUGAAGAGCUUGGAGUCAGCCUUGAAGGACCUGAAGAUCAAAUGAGCUGCCCUCAUCCCAGCUGCUGAGACAGAGGGCACAGGGGACUGGGGAGGCUAAGGGUUGCUUUGCCAAAUGCUUCUAGGGUACAGUAAGGUCCGCACAGAGGUGCUCCCCAAGUGGGGGAGGAAACAGGUGGGGAAUUUUCCUACCUAUUUAAGGAAAACAUGCCUUUUAAAGCAAUGCUUUUUUUUAAUUGCAAAACGAAACAAAAGCACAAUGCUGGUCAUGAACUGCUUCAAAAUAUUGGGUAAUAAACAUGCCAUCUGUAAA